Molecule: messenger RNA, 1022 nt
Organism: Harmonia axyridis
Lineage: Eukaryota; Metazoa; Arthropoda; Insecta; Coleoptera; Coccinellidae
Exons: 4
Coding region: 242-733 (163 amino acids)
Source: RefSeq, a predicted model, not a curated record
AAAUUGGAAUUGAAUCAACGCGAAAUUGGCAUAUUAUACGUAAAUUUUUUUUUUUUUCAGGCAUUCGAAGUACGAAUCGAAAAGGAAUAUAAGGUCUUCAGAUUUGAAUUCGUUUCUGAUGAAGAUAUCAAUGGUAGCGAAUACCACCAAUGGCUAAAAACGCAUAUAGAUACCAAAGACCCUUUUCCAACCAAAGAACUGGUAAAACAAAAACAAAGAGAUAUAAGGGGCGGUAUGACAUAUGAAUACAACCCCCAAGAAAUUGAAAGAGCUAUCAAGGAAAGGGAUAGAUUUUUACCGAAAACCACACAAUAUACGAAUAAUGAGGAGCAUAUUUGCAAAAGAAAAAGAAGCAGCAAUAAAAAAAAAAGAUUACGACAGGGCCAAUCAAUUGGACAUUAGGUUGGAUGAGUUGGAUCAAAUGUGGAGGAAUCUUGAAGAAGCCGCUAUUGCGCAGAAACACGCGGCGAAUAACGCAGAAGAGGCUUUUGAUCCUUUCACAAGACGUCCCACAAGACCUGCACCAAGAGUGGUACCUAAACCACCACCACAACCAAGAACGGCAGAAAGCAAUGGUCCUUUUAAAGAUCAUUUGAACAUUGGAUACAAUAUCAAAAUGGCCCCUCAACCAGCAUUACCAGUGGGAGCUGUUAGGGAGGCGCCGAGACCAGAGGGGAGAAUUUUAGUACCAAAAAGGACCCACAACCUCGAAUCUCACGAGAUGGAAGGAUAAAGAAAACUUUGAAGUACCACCUCCAUAAUUUUCGAUGAUAAUGUAUAUAUGUAUAUAAUACUUUUGUAAAUUGAAUAUUCCCAAGAGAAGUUCAUUAUUUCAGUGAAGAGUUGAUUAGUUGAUUGUACAUAAAAAAUCAUGAUUGUAUUAUAUAUGAUAAGAUUAAUAUUAUGGUUUUCAAUUCUUCUGCCGCAUUUGUGGAAAAAUUGAAUUCAGUAAUAUUUUGUAUGUAUUAUUUUUUGUAUAUGUUUUUUUGUAAAUUUAUAAAUACAUGUAAAUAUGCUUCCUA